Molecule: messenger RNA, 1775 nt
Organism: Xylaria bambusicola
Lineage: Eukaryota; Fungi; Ascomycota; Sordariomycetes; Xylariales; Xylariaceae
Exons: 1
Coding region: 516-1358 (280 amino acids)
Source: RefSeq, a predicted model, not a curated record
CGUUUACUCUUGCAGCAUGAUGCCGACCAAGCAUAAAUCCGCAUUAACAGGUGCCACCGAUGAGGGGAACUCAAACAGUUUAUCCGAGUUUAUGAGUUCACCGGGCUAUUCCGGAGGUCUCCAAUGGCGGCUGUCCUGGGGUCACGAUGGAGCUGUUCCUCGAUCUAGGAACAACAUUGCCCAACCAGCAAUUCGUGUCGUGUUUUGUUAGCAUUGAGCACAAUACUUGACCACUGAUCCCCAUGAUCACGAUGUUUAUUAGUACCCAACAGCUGGUCGCAUGGGGUCGCAGCUAACUAGAUAAAGUGGUAUAUACUUUUCACGAUCUCUUACUUCGUACGCUUACAGUCCGCGGAACAAGGUUACACCCGCUCAUAUAACAAGCGGGGAGGUCAAUAUGGGUAUAUAUCUGCUCCGCACUGCACGGCACAUAAGAAUACAAUUAGCAAACGCAGCUUACUUCUCAUCUAUAUGUACCUGAUGCCGAGAACUCGCCAAAGCAUAGCGCAUGAUAGAUGUGUUCAUUCUGCGCUUGUAAUACCCACAAGCUACGGCCACUCUUCACGAUGCUUUCACGAUCAGUUCUUGGCGUCGUCGCCGCUCUAGCCAACUACAUCACCGUCGGCCAUGCAGAAUGCACGCGCGAAGGGCUCCUAGCAGCUGCUAGUAGCUACCUCGCCGCACAGACUAGUGGCAGUAUCACAGGCCUGAAAAUCUCCGCAACGAACUUCACAUAUCAGCAAAACAAUAAGAAAGCCGACAUCAAAACAGGGGUUCUGAGCCAACCACUGAAGAUUGACCUCAACCGAACAACGGCAGACACAGUGGCUUGUGCGAGUUACACAAUGUUAAUCUCAUCGACGGGGUCUAAGCCUUACGUCAUCUCAACCCAGAUUCAUCACGCAGAUGGCGAUGUCGGCACGAUUUCCACGAUCGACAGUAUCGUGGCAACGACGGGUGCGCUAUUUUUCAAUGCUGCGAAGACGCUCUCAUACAUCCAGAAGGAGAACUGGAGCACGCUGGAUGAGAGCCAAAGGGCGAACCGCACAGAGUUGAAGAGGGUCGGCGACGCGUACUUAGACAUGUGGACAGACGCCAAGGCAGCGGACUCUAUUCCUUGGGGCACAGACUGCGAGCGCGUCGAGGGCUCACAGUAUACGAGGCCAUGCGGUGCGUCUUUGCCACGAGGCGGUAGCGCAAAGAACAACGGGAACAGGCGGUAUGUUAUUGAUGAGACUGUCGGGUCUGUCGAUGUGCUUUGCUCGUUCGAUUCUCUUGGUAAUUUGCCAGAUUCUCAUGAGAUUAGGCUUGAAGGCGGUAAGGUUAAGUACGUACACACGGUUACUGUGAUGAGAUGAGGAUAUACAGAAAUGAUAAGGUAAUCUAAAAGGGUUCCAAAUUAGCAAUGAGAAUUGAGUGUCAGGUUGUCUACGCUAUACUUCGAAUACGAGCGUGCUUCAAGCAUUGUGUAUUAUUCCACACCCCAGUAGAUUUAGAUAAAUCUUUUCUUUUUCAAGUCGAUAUGUUUUGUUUAUAGUUUAUUUUCAGCUUCCCUCUCUUCUUGUUACUGUGUCCCUCGCCAUGGGCGGGAACUGGGUGGAGUUGAGUCCUGUGUAUGAAUAUUGGGAUAGGUGUAGGCAACCAAUGAUAUACGACGAGAUCAUGCAAGUCGGUACUAUACGAAGGUGUUGUGGCUGCAUCGGGCAUGACAAUCUCCCUUAUCAGAUGUGAGCACUCAACAUCUUUAAACCCAUUAGCAAACUUUCACUUUCAAC